Messenger RNA from Somion occarium, 3808 nucleotides. Lineage: Eukaryota; Fungi; Basidiomycota; Agaricomycetes; Polyporales; Cerrenaceae. The record is from the annotation of a GenBank genome assembly.
AGCCUACUACUCUCUGACCACAUCCAAAUAAUCUUAGCAGUUAUUCCUCACACUAUCUCAAGAACCAAUGCUGACUCGAUUGUCAUCUCAAGUGCUAUUCAAAGAUCUGGAAUAGUCGUUUUUUAAACCCCUCCUACAUCGUCGUUGAUGAUCAGAGCUCCUGGACAUGGUACUUAUAAGCUUGUCCGAAAGGCUUUCGGUGACAAGUGAUGGCGACCCGUUUUCUACCUGUUCUUCCGAUCAAGCUUCAACCCCCCCGUCACCAGUCCGCACAGAAAAUAAUUGACUUUGGGUAAUCCGAGCGAGGUACAGUAGAGUACUUACUUUUCAACUAUUUCAUGGUGGUCGCAUGAGAGUAGGAUCCUUUCCAGAAUUCUACAGUCUAGCCAACUUGAGCAUAGCACUAUACUACAGUUCAGGCCUUCUGAUGUUUUUGUUCUUUCCCAUCUAGUCCCCUCCACCUAGAAUUUCCGUUUCUUCUGUAACUCAAGCGCGUGGCGCUGUUCACUCCUAUUUCACAUUUGACAAGCUGCGGGGAUGUUGUGCUAAUUUUACUGCAAAGUCCUUCGAAGGUGGUGUUCUCUUCGCCGCCAAAGUUGGACUUUCAGAAUCGUCAUGAUCUCCGUAUGGAUGUUAUGCGCAUCGGCAAACCGACCAAGUCGAGGGCACGGGACCCUACACUGACAUGCAUGUCUUCAUGAAUUGCGCAAAUGUCAUCAAUUCAAAUAGGGAAUUUAAGCACCAGAUAAUUGAAGACACUAAUUAAGGUACUGUAUUUCCAUCGUGGACAUUCUUUAAUGCAUUCCGCCGAGUCGCGGUUGUGAUGCCUAUUCACCACUGCAUUCCGGUAACCCAAGUCCAAAAAGGUCGUUUCGCGGUGCUUUCAAUAAUCCGACUUCUCAACUAUUAUGGCAUAAUGAAUUUAUGACAGACGGUAUAAAGAGCGCAAAGUCAUGUCACUCAUGCAACAAUCUGAACUGAACACACCUCACAACCAAUAUGGCGUUUCUUGCUACCUCACUAGGCUGUCAUGCCCAUACCUCCUCCUCUCCUGCCUCUAUGCCGUCCUUCAUGAAAGAUGAAGUCGAAGGGGGCCGAUCUGACGGAUAUUGGAUUGAGGCCUUCCCUUACCAUGCUGGAGACAAGACUGGCCAAAAUCUCAUCGGGUAUGGCCUUGGCUUCGAGAACACGACGAGCAAGGUGAGAUGUUCAUUAACCCUUUCAAUCCCAAGAAUAAGACGUCUAAUUGGGAUCGUCGUCAACUCGCUGCGCUCGAGUUUCCGGUCUCCAUGACGUACGCUGAUAUCUCUGGGAACGGCUACAACGACGUAAUUAUCUCCGAUAGAUAUGGUCCUUCCAUGGACGACAUAUGGCACGAUGGCGGCCGUGUCAGUUGGCUCGAAAAUACAGGCGAUACCAAUGCUGAGAACUGGACUCGUCGUACCAUGGGUGCGAGCCCUGGUAUGCAUCGUCUGAAGGCAGGUCACUUCACUCGCACAGACCGCGUCCAGAUCUGCGCUGCUCCAAUCGUAGUGAAGUCUUCUGACCUCACCACUCCUGCUCCCAUCAUCAUCUUUACUGCUCCUGAUGAUCCGAAGAGCACUCACGCUAAUUGGUCGCCGGUGUUCAUCACAGAACUGCACCUUGUUCAUGAGAUUAUAGUUGUUCCUGACCCUCAGGGCGGACUUGAUCGUCUGAUGUUCGCUGGUCGAGAUGGUGUCAACUUCCUCUGGUACGAGGAACUUGCAUGGAAGACUCUCAAUGUCGGAAAAGGUUUGCCGCAAGACGCGAUUCCUAACUCUCCGUAUUGGGGCUCGGGAUCGGUAGCGGUCGCUCGCGUCGACGAUGACUACGCUGGGUACAUUGGGUCCUGUGAGGGAUUUCAUGGCAAUACUGUUUCCGUGUAUACCAAAUCUUGCAAUGCUUCUAAAGGGAUCGUCGGCAUCGGAUGGACACGUCACGUUCUGGAGGACUUUGGACCUUUGAACGACAAAUUUACUGGAAGCAUUCACGAAGUCGUAUGCGCCGACGUUGACGGUGACGGUGUUGAUGAACUACUCGUUGCCAUGAUGGGGUCGGCCCCUCCCUCGUUUGAUAAGACGGGCGUUUGGUGCUAUAAGCCCACCGACCUCGAGAAGGGCAAGUUUUCCAAGACGAAGUUGAGCAACGACUCUGCGGGUAGGAUCGCCAUCGCAGAUCUUUUGUCGAACGGCCGACUCGAUUUCUCGACGAUUUCGUACUCUGUCCCUGGGUAUUUCGAAUCUCCUCACCCCUCCAUCAAUGGGUAUCUCUCUACUGGUAUCACCGCAGAGAAGUUAAACAACGAGGUCUGCUUCCGAGUACCUCGACCCACCACAACCAAGUUCACUUCCGAGUUGGAAUUCCUCGACGUGGCUGCUCGACGACUUACCUUGGUAGUCCUUCCUCCGAACACAGAGUUCAAGGUACCAGCGGACUCUGCUGUCAAAGUCAUGUUUGGCAUUAUCUCUUGGAAGGACGCCAAAACCGGUCAUAAUGAAGAACGUAUGUUGGCAACCAAACCGUUUUCGAGGGUAGAGAUGUCUGUUCAUGCAGAGUGCGUGAAGAGCCACGAGGAAGGCGCUGUCUUUGUGUUAUUCAAGAAGUCGACUUCUUCUGGUCAACCUCCGUAUAGUGAUAUGAAGCAAGUUGUGGCCCAUAACAUCAUUCCCGUUCCAUAUCCUGAUGAUGUUCGUGCCAUGACAUUCCCUUGGGUCAAAGUCGAAGAUACUCCGUGGGCAAACGGUCGAUUCAAGGGUCUCGAAUUCUACACUCUCGCCGGUUUCCACGUUCGCUUCGCCGACGACUCUGAUGAUAUUAUCGCACACAUUCAACUCUGGACUGCAGGCGUUGGUGUCUCUGCUGGGUUCCACAACCACGUCGAGAAAUCCUUCUGUGAGAUUCAUGCCUGUAUUGUAAAUGGGACCGGCGGAGGCGGGAUGCGUUGGGCCCUGGUUGAUGAUGACAAGUUCAACCCCGAUACGCCGAACUUGGAUCAAACUGGUCUCGCUGUCGUACCCGACCUGCAUGAACAUAGUCCUCUUUGGCGUACCGGCCUCGAUGGCUUCCCUCUCUUGCGUACGAACGAUACGAUUGACUAUCCAUGGCACGCUUGGCUUGCCGGUGACAAGAGUCCUAGCGGCAAGCAAUCUUAUGACGUCUGGGUCGUCUUUGAGUUGCCUCCUUUCGUUGCCUUUUCCAGUGUCGACUCCUCUUCUUUUUCCGGACGUUUCUUGAUUGAAAAUGAUGAUUCGAAGCCAACCAGCGUGAUUGGUCUUAAAGACAACAGUGCAACAGAUGGUACUCCUGUCCUAGCGUUCCCUGCAGAUCACUAUCAACAAGAGUGGAUUAUAGCUCGGGUGACCGGGACGAGCCUGUAUCAGAUCAGGCAUGCUGAGACUGGUUCACUGCUUGCUGCAAGGUGGCCUCCUAUCGCUGGACAGGCUCUCAUGGGCACACAUUCCCCGGCCAAUAUGUUUUUGACGUCUAGCUGGUCUAUAAACAAGCAAGCUGAUGGAAAGAUCAUCUUGCGACUUGCAGCCACGAAAGACUUGGUGAUGGCUAUCGAGAAAACAAAAGAUGUUGCUCCUGAAAGGGUUGUUCUCAAAGUGGCGGCUUACGAAGCUGUACCACCUGCGUGGCGCUUGAAGCCUGUUUGAUGGUACACUUGUCAUACCCAAACGGAUUGAAGUGUGCAAAGGAGUACAAUAUUUGUAUUCAUAGCAGUGUUGUCUCGGUAUCACCUGUAUAUUAUCGCCGCGAUACGAAUUCUAAGACCUAGGGACCGUGG